Lepus europaeus (European hare) is the source of this 4972-nucleotide messenger RNA. It is a transcript of the gene SNRK, whose product is annotated as SNF related kinase. Gene Ontology annotation, molecular function: ATP binding; tau-protein kinase activity; protein serine/threonine kinase activity. Bases 225 to 2525 code for a protein of 766 amino acids. Lineage: Eukaryota; Metazoa; Chordata; Mammalia; Lagomorpha; Leporidae. The transcript has 6 exons. Gene Ontology annotation, biological process: protein phosphorylation; microtubule cytoskeleton organization; intracellular signal transduction. The record is from RefSeq and is a predicted model, not a curated record. Gene Ontology annotation, cellular component: cytoplasm.
UCCCCGAGGCCGGCCGCCCGCUCGGUAUUAUGAUUAACGCUGGGUGCGGGGUUUCGGCGGCCGGGAGGGAGUUGUCGGCGCCGCGGCCGCUGCGGACGGACGGCCGCCUGCCUGCUGAGAUGUCCUUGAUGAGAUUGAAAAUGAAUUCCAUAUUUUCAUCUGGUAUUCUUAUAUGAGAAGAUCUGUUUCAGACACUCUAAACAUUUUGCCUUCUGUUGACCAGCAUGGCAGGAUUCAAGCGAGGAUAUGAUGGAAAGAUUGCUGGAUUAUAUGAUCUGGAUAAAACCUUGGGUCGAGGUCAUUUUGCAGUGGUUAAACUUGCCAGGCAUGUGUUUACAGGUGAAAAGGUGGCAGUAAAAGUUAUUGACAAGACAAAGCUGGACACUCUAGCCACUGGCCAUCUUUUCCAGGAAGUGAGAUGCAUGAAAUUGGUGCAACAUCCUAACAUCGUACGCCUUUAUGAAGUUAUUGACACCCAGACCAAACUGUAUCUUAUUCUAGAACUUGGGGAUGGAGGAGAUAUGUUUGAUUACAUAAUGAAACACGAGGAAGGUCUUAAUGAAGACUUGGCCAAGAAGUACUUUGCUCAGAUAGUUCAUGCUAUAUCUUAUUGUCAUAAACUCCAUGUGGUUCAUAGAGACUUAAAACCAGAGAAUGUAGUCUUCUUUGAAAAACAAGGUCUUGUAAAGUUGACAGACUUUGGUUUCAGCAACAAAUUUCAACCAGGGAAGAAGCUCACGACAAGCUGUGGAUCUCUUGCAUAUUCUGCUCCAGAAAUUCUGCUUGGUGAUGAGUAUGAUGCACCCGCAGUAGAUAUAUGGAGUCUCGGAGUGAUCCUGUUCAUGCUGGUGUGUGGGCAGCCGCCCUUUCAGGAGGCCAAUGACAGUGAAACAUUGACGAUGAUCAUGGAUUGCAAAUACACAGUACCAUCCCAUGUGUCUAAAGAGUGUAAAGACCUGAUCACGCGGAUGCUGCAGAGAGACCCCAAGAGAAGGGCCUCUUUAGAAGAGAUUGAAAACCAUCCUUGGCUUCAAGGAGUGGACCCUUCGCCAGCCACAAAGUACAACAUCCCCCUCGUGUCAUACAAAAACCUCUCGGAAGAGGAGCACAACAGCAUCAUCCAGCGCAUGGUGCUUGGGGACAUCGCGGACCGCGACGCCAUCGUGGAAGCCCUGGAAACCAACAGGUACAACCACAUCACAGCCACUUACUUCCUGCUUGCCGAAAGGAUCCUGCGAGAAAAGCAAGAGAAAGAAAUACAGACGCGGUCGGCCAGCCCCAGCAACAUCAAGGCACAGUUCAGGCAGUCGUGGCCCACCAAAAUCGACGUGCCCCAGGACCUCGAGGACGACCUCACAGCCACUCCCUUGUCCCACGCCACUGUCCCUCAGUCUCCCGCCCGGGCUGCCGACAACGUCCUCAAUGGCCACAGGAGCAAAGGGGGCCUGUGUGACUCGGCUAAAAAAGACGACCUCCCCGAGCUGGCUGGCCCGGCCCUGUCUGCUGUGCCACCUGCCAGCCUGAAACCCACAGCCGGGGGGCGCAAGUGUCUGUUCCGAGUGGAGGAAGAUGAAGAGGAAGACGAGGAGGACAAGAAGCCCAUGUCCCUCUCCACCCAGGUGGUCCUGCGCCGGAAGCCAUCCGUCACCAACCGCCUGACGUCUCGGAAGAGCGCUCCUGUGCUCAACCAGAUCUUUGAGGAGGGGGAGUCAGACGACGAGUUCGACAUGGAUGAGAACCUGCCCCCCAAGCUGAGCAGGUUGAAGAUGAACAUCGCGUCCCCGGGGACGGUCCACAAGCGCUACCACCGGCGGAAAAGCCAGGGCCGGGGCUCCAGCUGCAGCAGCUCCGAGACCAGCGACGACGACUCGGAAAGCCGGCGGCGGCUCGAUAAAGAUAGCGGCUUCACCUACUCCUGGCACCGCCGCGACAGCAGCGAGGGCCCCCCUGGCAGCGAGGGCGACGGCGGGGGCCAGAGCAAGCCGAGCAAUGGCAGCGGGGGCGCGGACAAGGCCAGCCCCAGCGAGAACAGUGCCGGCGGGGGCAACCCCGCCGGCGGCUCGGGCGGCAACCCUACCAACACCUCGGGCACCACGCGCCGCUGCGCCGGCCCGGGCAACUCCAUGCAGCUGGCCUCGCGCAGCGCGGGGGAGCUGGUGGAGAGCCUCAAACUCAUGAGCCUGUGCCUGGGCUCGCAGCUGCACGGGAGCGCCAGGUACAUCAUCGACCCGCAGCACGGGCUGUCCUUCUCCAGCGUCAAGGUGCAGGAGAAGUCCUCGUGGAAGAUGUGCAUCAGCUCCACGGGCCACGCGGGGCAGGCCCCGGCCGUGGGCGGCAUCAAGUUUUUCUCCGACCACAUGGCAGACACCACCACCGAGUUGGAACGGAUAAAGAGCAAGAACCUGAAAAAUAACGUGCUCCAGCUACCUCUGUGCGAAAAGACCAUCUCUGUGAACAUCCAGCGGAACCCGAAGGAGGGGCUGCUGUGUGCCUCCAGCCAGGCCAGCUGCUGCCACGUCAUCUGAGCGCCCUGGGCCCGGCCCCGGCUCCCUGCACCCUUCUCCACUUCUCGGCGGUACUGCUCGAGAGUGGGCGUCAGGAGCAAUUAUUUAUUACCUUUCCCUCGGCCCGCCCGCCGACGCGACAAUGCAUGGUCUUUGUGCAUGCUGCCAGACACUGCCUUUCUUUUGCAGCCAACACGUCUGUUGUGUAAUUUUUACAUUCAUGAUUCUAAUGUGGACGAUCAGGAUUAAAUUAAAAUGUAUAUUUGGAACGUAGUAUCCAUGGAGCACUUAGAAAUUUGAUGUUCUGCACUUAACCUAGAGAGCAAAAAAAAUGCUUUUGUUCCCUUGCGAAAAAUCUAAAUUCCUGUCCCGACCUUCUGUGAGACAGAAACCUGUGCUCUGAGGCGCACUCCCAAAGCAAUAACGCCGUGGGCGCGGGCCGGGCCGGGCCGGGGCCGGAGCAGAGCAGGCCACAAGGGCCUGCACGGAGGACGUCCCACGCCUGUUUGUCUUAAGCUACAGUGUGGACAACAGUCACAUCUCUUCAGAUUGCACUGAAGACGAUUGUCUUUUUGUAAUAGGUGAGAUAGAAAUUGAGAAGGCAGCUGCCCCUGUCAUGCUACAGGACAAGCAGACAAUCUGUGAUGUGUGACGUGAACUCUGCUCACAGUGUGUGUGUGUGUGUGUGUGUCUGUGUCUAACAGGACGAAGCACUGUUGUGUGUCAGUGCCUUCCUGGGCGGCAGACGACGGGGCCCGGGACGGAAGCAGAGGUGCCCACACAGGCUGGCAACGUCACGACUCCGUAGAGUAGAACAGAGCCAGACGAGGCUCGGUAGGACGGCUCUUUUGGGGUCUGGUGGUUAGACUGUCUCGUUAUUUCCAUUCUAGUGCAUCGUCUGGCUCAGCUAGCUGUGAAAAUUGACUCAUCAGAAAACACCCAGAAAAGGGUAAAAUUCACACAUACAGCAAACAAAAAUGCACAAAGCCUGCUUUGUAACCCUUUUUUUUUCCCCCUAGAAGUGUUUUUCCCUUUGCCUUCCUGCCAAAACAGUAUUCAAAGAACGCCUGCUUUAACCUGUUUCUGUACAAAGACUACUUCUGACCAGGUCGUCAGCUCCUGGGACAUUUACCUUGUAGGACGCAGUAUCUCCAGACUGCUAGCCUUGACGGGCCGCACGCUCCUCUUCCGUGCUGUGUGCUGGGGGUCUUCAAAGCAGUGCUUCAGGGCACAGGGGACAGGACGUGGCCGGGGCCCAGGCCCUUCCCCCACGCGCAGCUCUGGGUCACGUAAUCCGCUGUGGGCAGAGCACCAAAGACCUGCGUGAGGCGGAUCGUGGCUUCUCCAGUACGCGCCGACUGUGCCGCUUUAGGAUUGUUAUUUUACUCAGAACUCGCAAUUUCACGGUGUACUUACUAAACUAAGUAAAAAUGGUAGAUACUUCACUAUUUUUGUUUCUGGUCCUAGGCUAGACAACGUUUUGAGCUACAGCUCUAGCUCAUUGUGACGUUUAUAACCGAAUGCCAUGAGAAUAGAUGUGUGGGUGAAGCCAUAGAACACACUUGCUUGAGAUUCUUGAGCAGGGAUCUUACAAGGGGCCAGCAGUCAGACGUGGGGUCACACGGAGGGUGAGCGUGCCACCUGUGUUACACGGAAACCAAGGGGAGAGUGGACAGAGGGCCUUGGCAAUAAACUCUUGGCUGCAGCUGUUUUCCAAGCAAUGUAAAUAGUUUUUCCUGUGAUUACGGACAGCCUCGGGAUGGCACCUUUUAACUAACCCAUAUGUGUUUGGUUUUCAAUGGUUUUUUUUUAUAUUCCAAUGUAUAUAUGGUGCUCACUUUAGGAUCAGCAGUGUUGACCAUUUAUGCUGCAUAGCUGUAUCAUAGCCUUAUUAGUUGUGUGUGGUUGACCCUCUGGGUGUACAGAUGUCAGUCUGAGUGGUGUCUUAACCAUGUGUUCCCAGGUGAAUGACUGUGCAUGUGUUGUGUGUCAUAGUGUGUGUCACGUAAAAGGGAGGGAGCGAGAAACCAUGACAUUCAGAUAAUAUUGGACCAAACUGCUCACUUGCUCUAAACAUUACUUGUACCCCUUGAUCUGUCUUCAGAAGUUCAUAUAGUUGCAGUAGUGUAUAAAUUAAAUAUUGUGGGAAACAGUCUUGUAUUUUUCUGUAUGUGUGUAUAUAUAUAUAUGUAUAUAUAUAUAAAAAUUAUGUACUUCUGGCAGUUCUAUCUGUAUUUAAAGAUGUGACAAUCUCGACACCGAUUUUAAGCAUAGCCGUGAGACUGAAAUGAAUUAAAGAUAUCCCCACUGAGUAAGAAUUGAUGUUCAGAGGGUACAGAAUUAGCAACUGAUUUGGUCAGUUGCUCCCGAUGUUGGUUGAUUUUCCUCAUUGUGUAAACAUCAACAGGUAUGUGUCCAAUGGGAAAAAAUGUCCAGAUAAUAAAGUGGCAUAUUGGUGUUCAGCAAUA